Messenger RNA from Salvia hispanica, 830 nucleotides. Its product is annotated as putative phospholipid hydroperoxide glutathione peroxidase. The record is from RefSeq and is a predicted model, not a curated record. Gene Ontology annotation, biological process: response to oxidative stress. Gene Ontology annotation, molecular function: peroxidase activity. NCBI's taxonomy places the organism in Eukaryota, Viridiplantae, Streptophyta, Magnoliopsida, Lamiales, Lamiaceae. Gene Ontology annotation, cellular component: cytosol.
AUGGGGAAUUCUUCAUCAUCAAUCACAGAGGGAUCCAUCCAUGAUUUCGUUGUCAAGGACACUAAAGGUCAAGACGUCAGCCUCGAUAUAUAUAAGGGGAAAGUGUUGCUUAUUGUCAAUGUCACCUCCCAAUGUAGGUGCACAAACUCGAAUUUCACCGAGUUAGCUGGGCUUUACACUCAAUUCAAGGCUAAAGGUUUGGAGAUAUUGGCAUUUCCAUGCGACCAGUUCUCGAAGAAGGAACCGGGAUCAAGCCAAGACGAAGAGCAAUUCGCAUGCACAAGAUUCAACGCCGAGUUUCCCAUAUUUCACAAGGUGAAAGUGAAUGGAGCAAAUGCAGCACCAGUUUACAAGUUCCUGAAAUCAAAUAAAAAAGGGCAUUUUGGGGGUAGCAUCAAAUGGAAUUUCACCAAGUUUCUUGUUGACAGAGAUGGACAUGUCAUCAAUCGUUAUGGAACAACAACCUCCCCAGCGGCUAUCGCGGUCUCUCUCUCUCCCCCCCGUGCGCACACACCCCUCUUUCCCUUACUGAUACUGCCAAUUUCUGUGUUGCAUUGCAGGGUGACAUACAAAAGGCUUUGGAACUUGAUCGUAUCCACAAAUGUCGUUGAGGCAAGGCGGGCAAACUUCAUGCUGCAUCAUCAACGGGGAAGCAUUUAGGUGCAAGAUGUAAAACCUUGAGGGACUGGAACUCUACCAUUUUGCCUUUCUUGAUAUUUCUACUUGAGAUAAUAUUGGCCUUGGCGGCAUGUUGUUGUAUAGGUCUAUGAUGACUCUGUACUUUGUUUUUCCGAUUAAUUCUGAAGCCGAUAAAUGAAUCUAGAAACCUU